AUGUAGAGAAUUCAUAAUUUUUUCAAUUUCUCUAAAAAAAUACGUUUAUUUGUUUAAAGUGAAAUAAAUCCAUAAGUUAGACUUACAAUAGAAGCAACUGAAGGUGAAAUAUUAGCUAAGGAAUUAAAAAAACAUAAAGUACCAUUAGCUUUUGAAUGUGGAUUUUCAUGUUCAUGUUCAACAUGUUCAGUUUUGUUAGCUAAUUCUAAUGAUUAUAAUAAGAUUUAAAUUGCUUAACCUUAAAGUUAAGAAGAGAUCAAUGUUUUAACAACAGAAGGAAAAGGUGGAAGGUAUUUAUUCUUAAAGAAAUUUUAAGAGUUCGUUUAUCGUGUUAAAUUAAUGUAUGUAAAGAAUUAGAAGGUGUUACAUUAUUAAUUUGA
Molecule: messenger RNA, 380 nt
Organism: Paramecium sonneborni
Lineage: Eukaryota; Ciliophora; Oligohymenophorea; Peniculida; Parameciidae
Source: the annotation of a GenBank genome assembly